Coturnix japonica (Japanese quail) is the source of this 1561-nucleotide messenger RNA. NCBI's taxonomy places the organism in Eukaryota, Metazoa, Chordata, Aves, Galliformes, Phasianidae. The record is from RefSeq and is a predicted model, not a curated record.
AUGGUUGUAUAUAGGGGGCACAUAGGGGCACACAGGGGCACCCAUCACCCCGUGUCUCCCCGCAGCUCGUUCCCCGUGGAGCUGGCUGAGGUGUUUGCGGCCUGGCAGGCCGAGUGCCGGCUGCGGGGCAAGGCGCCCAUCGGGCAGCGCCUGGUGUCGGCCUCGUUGUUCCUGCGCUUCCUGUGCCCCGCCAUCAUGGCACCCAGUUUGUUCGGCCUCGUCCAGGAGUAUCCGAGAGAGAACACGGCGCGGAGCCUCACGUUGGUGGCCAAAGUCAUCCAGAACAUGGCCAACUUCAGCACGUUCGGAGCCAAGGAGCCCCACAUGGGCUUCAUGAACCCGUUCGUGCAGCAGCACUGGGGCACCAUGUCGACCUUCCUGCGCCGCGUGGGCAGCAGCGACGGCAGCGACACCGUGAGCAGCUACGACGGAUACGUCGACCUGGCGCUGGAGCUGGCGACGCUGCACCUGCUGCUCUGUGAUAUAGUCAGCUGCCUGGAACAGGUCACGCCUGCCCCAUGGAUGGCCCUGCCCCAUAGAUGGCACUGCCCCAUGGAUGGCCCUGCCCCAUGGAUGGCCCUGCCCCAUAGAUGGCCCUGCCCCAUAGAUCCUGGGACAUCCCCCUGAUCCCAAAGCACCGACAGCUCCAACAAAUACGAGCUGCCACGUGAGCUGAGCAAACAGCUGAUAAAGAGCCAGUCAAUGAGCAGCGUCCGACGGGAACGGAACCGGGACCAGGAGAUGGAUGGAGAAAUGGGACCAGAACCAGAACCACGAUCCCAUAGAGAGAGAAGGAACGUGACACGGACACAGAGUGUCCCAGCACAGAGUAAAGCAGCGAAAAGAGUCUGGAAACAAAACAGUAUCGAACAUAUAACAGAACCAAUAGGAGAUAGAGCGAGAACCAGCGUGAAACGAGAUGGAACCGGCCGCUCCAAGGUGUCACUGCAGCGUAAAUCCAUGGUGCCAUGGCAGUGCUACGGCAACGAGCAGGAGCAGGGGGAGCUCGGCCCCAUCCGCCCCAUGGACAAGCAGCACGGGCGGCAGAUCGAGGCGCUGCGGAAGGAGGUGGGUGAAGGGCAGGAGAGGCUGAGGGUGAUGGAGGAGAAGCUGGGGGAGCUGCAGGGGGAGCAGCGGGGGAUGAAGGAGGAGCAGGGACGGAGCCGGGAGCUGCUGGAGACACUGCGCCUACAGAUGGAGGAGGGCAGCGCCAGGAUGGGCAACAUGGCGGCCAGGCUGACGGCAGCUGAAGGGACCCGCAAGAAGGACUUGGAAAGGCUGAAGGCCAGCGAGGAUUGGGGCAGAGCAAUGGAGAGCCGGCUGGUGGCGCUGGAGAAGGAGCACAGGGAGCUGCAGGACGCCAUUGCCCGACUAUUGGGUCGGCCCAGCAGGACGGGACGGGGGGCAGCGGCACCGAGAUGGGAUGAGGGUGGGGAUGAAGGACAGGCCACCAGCGUGUGACAUGGGGUGGCACCACAACAAGGCCGUGAACACGAGGGACUGAUCCUGAUCCUGAUGGGUUUGUGUCCCUUGGGAAUAAAGACUGUUGGUGUCGCUGGGA